This is a messenger RNA of Ostertagia ostertagi, 777 nucleotides long. The record is from the annotation of a GenBank genome assembly. Lineage: Eukaryota; Metazoa; Nematoda; Chromadorea; Rhabditida; Trichostrongylidae.
AUGGAAAAGAGCUCAAAUCUGAAAACGUGUCGCUUGGGUGCGAGCAAGUACAGUAUUGAGGUGACAGAAAUGGCCAAUGCCGGCUCGGCGACUUUUAAUCCAAACGACUCACGGUAUAAAGCCUGUUGCUGUCAUGCCAAGACAUUCACGAUCGUCGUCGGGAUUUUGGAGAUUUUCGCUAUUUGCUUUGUACUCGUGGCUGUGCUACCAGAUGUCAAUUCGAGGUUAUGCGAUUUCUCUUUGCUACCACUGAACAUUACUGAUGAACCGCCGAAGCAGCCUGCUGAGUAUGGAUCUGCAAUAGCCAGUUUACGACAGUUGAUGUGUGAUCUCAGUAUUGUAUGGUUAAUAUGGGCAAUAGCGCAAAUUGUUGGCAUUAAUCUCGUCUUCUACGGAAUUAAAAAUAUACGUUGGCGAUUUUUUCUGCCUCACCUUCUCUUGAGGUUUCUUGGCACUGGUGUACUUGGCUGCCUUAUAGCUAUAUUGACAUUUUCUGCAGUAACCGAGCAAGACAACACAGCCAACAUCAUUGGCCUAGUGUUCAUUGCACUUCUAGUUAUUUUUUGGAUAUACGCUACGAUUACCGAAUGCUGGUGCGCACAUUUUGUGAAGCGAUCACAGGAAACGGGGUUUUCGAUCUCUGUAGCUCGACCCAUAGGCCCAGCUACUAUAUCACUCAGCGAAAGGGAAGCACCUGCUUCGCCGCCAGCACGACAAUUACCACCUUUACGUCACACUUACGGAGGACGACGAGAUCCUCAGAAAUAUGCCCAAUAA